Camellia sinensis is the source of this 1009-nucleotide messenger RNA. Lineage: Eukaryota; Viridiplantae; Streptophyta; Magnoliopsida; Ericales; Theaceae. The record is from RefSeq and is a predicted model, not a curated record.
AAAGUGCGAAGUAUGUGUAAUUCAUGCCAUGUCCCAAUCAUCCCUCUCUCUCUCUCUCUCUCUCUCACACACACACACACACACAUAGAGAGUAAUUCAACUUGAUGUGAUUUAAGCAUUUGAGCAUUCUACAUGGUAUUGGUUUUGUAAUCAGUAUUAACCCGUUUGGUCUUUUGGCCGUUUGAAAGAUAUCUUGCCUGGAUGGGGGGAAACUAUGGAGAAAUAUCCUAGAGAGGCACUUGAGGUGGCAAAAGCAAUUUCAAGGAUCAUAGCUCUUGCACUUAACCUCGAGGUUGACUUUUUUGAUAGACAAGAAAUGCUUGGGAAGCCAAUUGCAACCUUGCGUCUGCUACACUAUGAAGGUAGAGUUUCUGAUCCCAUGAAGGGAAUAUACGAAGCAGGUGCACAUUCUGAUUUUGGUUUGAUAACACUCUUGGCAACUGAUGACGUCUUUGGUCUCCAGAUUUGCAAGGAUAAGGAUGCUAAACCUCAGAAGUGGGAAUUUGUAGCACCAUUAAAAGGAGCAUUUAUAGUGAAUAUUGGUGACAUGCUAGAGCGCUGGAGCAACUGUAUUUUCAGGUCCACGUUGCAUCGAGUGCUGGUUAAUGGUCAGGAGAGAUAUUCUAUUGCGUACUUUGUGGAGCCUAAUCAUGAUUGUCUUGUUGAAUGCUUGCCCACCUACCAGUCACAAGAGAACCCUCCCAAGUUUCCUCUUAUCAAAUGUGAAACUUCCAUGCUCCAGCAAUACAAGGAAACUCGCGUUGUUCUCGAGUCAUACGAAAAAUGAUACGCCAAACUCUGUUGUCAAUAUUACUGGAAUUUUCGCUUCAAGUGUAGAACACAAAGGUUAGAUCCUUCCUGCCGUGGUUUGUAUAGAAACAGGUUCACUUAGUUGAAUAUUGGAGAAAUAUCAUGUAAUCUUUUUUUGGUUGCAAAUGUAAUGUUGAUAUAUAUGUAAAACAUGUAUGAGAUUAUGCAAAAUAUUUAUUAAAAUUUUAUCUUUUUUUUU